Molecule: messenger RNA, 2261 nt
Organism: Xenopus laevis (African clawed frog)
Lineage: Eukaryota; Metazoa; Chordata; Amphibia; Anura; Pipidae
Gene: cplx3.L
Product: complexin 3 L homeolog
Exons: 13
Coding region: 660-2075 (471 amino acids)
Biological process (GO): endoplasmic reticulum to Golgi vesicle-mediated transport
Cellular component (GO): membrane; endoplasmic reticulum membrane; endoplasmic reticulum-Golgi intermediate compartment membrane
Molecular function (GO): carbohydrate binding; D-mannose binding
Source: RefSeq, a predicted model, not a curated record
UCUUGUAUUUGUCUAUAUAAAUUCAUGAUCACCCUUCAUUGUACCCCUGCCUAAUGGUUUGCAGAGGUUUAGUGGUGAGCAGAGCUUUCUCUUUUUUGCAGUGCACUAGUCAUUUUGGCUAAGUGGAGAGAUAUCUAAUUGGUCAGUUAUUGUCCUGCCUUGUUAUUUCAGCUUUGCACGAAUGAUCGGAUCAAGAAGGCAGUGUAUAUGCAUUUGGCCAGAAUCUCAUGAUUGACUUUGUUCUUAAAGGGGUCCUCCACCCAAAAAUUGUUUAUCCCUUUCUGAUCUCUGGGUCUGACCUACCCACCCUACAUAUUUCUGGCCAACCCACCCACCAUUACUGGGCAAUUCUCAAACAAAAUGAAAUCAAAUUUGAGAAUCUAUUCAAUGCGGGUCUGGAAAAGCCUGACCCGCACAUCAGUAGGUUUUUUUAUUUACAAGGAAAGUGGUAUGGCCCUUCAAUGCAGCUGUGGUUUUUUUUUUGUUUCCAUGGGCCUGGGAAUAUCCCAGCUGCUUUUUGACUGAUAAGAGCCGUGUCCUUGCCCAGUUAGCAGGUGCCUGAUAUGUACCUGCCUAUUACCUGCUUCAAUUGACCCUCUUGCUGCUCUCCAUUCAUUUGAGUGCUCAGGCUCUGAAAACCCCACACUUAAAUUAUAUGAAUGUCUCCUUUCUAUUGCUCUAUUCUGCUUCUCUCCCUCCUUCCCCACCUACCCACAGCUCAGGAUCAGCCAGCUCACAGUAGGUUUGAAUACAAGUACAGUUUCAAGAGACCUCACGUGACACUUCCUGAUGGAACAUUGCCUUUCUGGGACAAAUAUGGAGAUGCUAUUGCCAGUCCAGAUGAGGUGCGUCUGGUUCCAUCUCUAAAGCUACAUAGUGGAUCCAUGUGGACCAUCCACAAUGCCUCCUUCCCACACUGGGAGGUUGAAGUGUCCUUUAGAAUUGCAGGACAUGGACGUCAGGGAGCAGAAGGACUGGCGUUGUGGUACACGAAGGAACCUGGACGUUUAGGACCAGUAUAUGGCUCUGCAGAUUUCUGGGAUGGUGUAGGAAUAAUAUUUGACACUUAUGAUAAAGAUCACAAGGACAAUAACCCGGCUAUAUUAAUUGUUGGAAACAAUGGCGAGCUGAGUUAUGAUCACGCCAGUGAUGGUUCAAGUCAGGCCCUAGGCUCCUGUAUGUACGAUUUCCGGAAUACUAUACGACCUUUCAGGGCAAAAAUCCGAUACUACAGGAGGACACUACGGGUCUCCGUAUUUAAAGGUCUGUCCCCAAGUAACGAUGUGUUUGAGCUGUGCGCGGAGGUGCAGAACAUGGUGAUCCCUUCUUCUGGUUACUUUGGAAUAUCUGCAGCGACAGGAAUUAUUGCAGAUGACCAUGAUGUACUCUCGUUCUUGACAUACAGUCUGAGUAGGACUUGGCAGGAGUCUCCUGUGUCGCAGAUCCCGGACUCUGAAAAGGAAAAGUUUGAAAAAGAGUUUGAAGAGUUUCAGAAGGAACUAGACAAAAAUAUCCAGGAUUUUCAGAAAGAGCAUCCUAAACAGGAUGAUGAUGCCUUUGAAUCAGAGGGUCAGCGAGAGCUAGACAUGAUUCUGGGAGGACAAAACCGUGUGCUGGAGGAGCUAAAGGUUUUGAAGGGGAGACUGAGUAUGACUGUGGAGGAGCAAAAGAGGUUCAGAGUUAAUCUGAGUGGUUCGGCAGCCAAUGAGACCACAACUGUGAAGAAGGAACAGGUUGAAGAUAAAUUGAAAGAUGCAGUGAAUGGAAUCCGAGAACUUUUGGUCAAGGUGCAAGAAUUAAAAGGAAACAUUGUAAAGGUGGCAGAGAAAGCUAAAGACUUGCAUCCUUCUCCGAGCAGCAACUUUACUGAGGAUUUCAGCAUGAUUAAGAAAAACCUACAAAGCCUGGUCAAAACUUCGGGCAGCACACACAACUUGCCAUGUCCAACCAGCACUGACCACUCUUCCUGCUUAACAAGUGGCAUUUUUAUUACAUUCCUGCUUCUCCAGAUCAUAUGUUCAGUGUUUUAUCUGUUAUUCAGCAAAAAGGAUUGUGGCACUAAGAAAGUUUAUUGAAGGGUGAGUGUGAAGAACAGAAAUUCAGACUUCAUCAGAAGGCUCUUUGGCUCUAUUAAAUGCAAGCUGUCUAAUUCUGAAUAUUCUGUAGUUAAAAUAGUAAAUGUAGCACACAUGCAAACUGUAAUUCUAUCAGUUUUUUUAAAUCUAGAUUGUGGAAAUUAAAAAUAUUUCAUGUUAACAAAA